Fraxinus pennsylvanica is the source of this 1098-nucleotide messenger RNA. The record is from the annotation of a GenBank genome assembly. NCBI's taxonomy places the organism in Eukaryota, Viridiplantae, Streptophyta, Magnoliopsida, Lamiales, Oleaceae.
AUGACAAAAUUAACUCACCAAGAAACACUCUGUGAAGGCGACGAGAUACGUUGUACAGCGCAAUUCGAUUUUCCUAAUUCAGGGAUCCAUUCUUCAUUCUUGUCACGGCAUAUCAGAAAUGGCUUCCAGAACUGCUCAAAGAGGAUGGUUGAAGCUGAAAUAUCACCUGAUUAUACUACGCUGAAUGUUUUGCUCAACUCUUUAUGUAACUUUAAUAGGGUUGCUCUUGGUUUUUCUGUUAUGGGUGGGAUUUUGAAGAGGGGUAUAGUCCUGGGGAAAACUGACGAAGCAAUUGGGUUGUUUAACUUGAUGAUUCAAAGGGAUGAAGAGAUGGAUUGUUUUACAUUUAAUAUAUUGAUGAAUGGGCUCUGCUCAGAGGGUAGGAUUGAUGAUGCAAGGGAGUUAUUUGUUUUGAUAGAGGCUAAAGGCCAUAAGGGAGAUGUUGUAAGCUACAAUGUGUUAAUUAAUGGGUAUUGCAAGUGUCAAAAAUUGGAGGAGACCAUGAGGCUUUUCAAAGAAAUGGUGCACAAAGAAUACACGCUAGAUGUAGUUACAUUCAACAUCUUGUUGGAUGGUCUAUUUCAAAUAGGCAAUGUUAAGGAUGCUCAGUCACUUUUUGCAAGGAUGAAAGUCCAUGAAGUGAUUCCAACUUCUGGUACUUAUAAUAUAUUAUUGUAUGGAUGUUUCAAAAAUAAUUGCCUCGCAGAGGCAAUGAAGCUGUUUCACAAUUUGGAAAGAUCUGGUCUCAAUUUUGGUCUUGACACCUAUAAUUAUGUCCUUCACGGUUGUGCACCGUCUAUGGUCAAUUUUAACACGCUCAUACGAGGAUUUUGCAAUCUUAGUGAGGUAUCAAAAGUGGUUGAACUUCUUGUUAAAUUGAAAGAGAGGAAUAUCUCCCCAGAUGAAGACACGGAAAUUCCAAGAGGUGCAGAAGGCGUUGGAGGGUUUUGUAUUAAGACCCGUGAUUCAUCUCCUGGAAGUGGUAAUCGAGGAUUAAAUAAUCCCAAGUCUGGGGUCAUUGAUUUUGAAAAGGAAGACUGGGAAGGUGUGAUUGAUGGAUGGUCACCAAGCAUUGUGAAGUAUGGAACUGUAGAUUGA